GUCGAGUGCCAAAAGUGUAAGCAACGCGAACAGACCUAAUGAUGGCGUCUCCUCGACCCAAGUCACCUCGAACCCCUGUUUCCACGAAGAAAGAGGACAAGGAAGAAAGCUUUUGGGAUAAAAUCGGAACUCUCGGACGGAAGAAACGUAUCAAGGAAGUGAAAGAUGUUCAGGACGAAGGAAAAUACGCAAUUGAUUCACCUGGAUAUGCCGCUAAUCCUGACAUGCCACCGGAGGAGUACGCUCUUGACGAGAACGAAGAACGUUCCAUGAUAGAGCCGAAAUCUUUAGAAGAUUCUAAGCUACGAGAAUUGAUAUUCGUCGUGAUCGAAUGGAUCAAUGACGAAUUAGCUGAUCAGCGCAUUAUUGUGAAAGAUAUCGUAGAGGAUCUUUACGAUGGGCAAGUGCUACAAAAACUUUUAGAAAAACUAACUGGGGAGAAAUUGGAUGUACCCGAAGUAACUCAAUCUGAGGAAGGACAGAAGCAAAAACUUGCUGUCGUUUUGUCCGCUGCUAAUCGUGUCCUGGGUCGAUAUCCACCUUGCAAAUGGAGCGUUGAAUCUGUACAUUCGAAAAAUAUUGUUGCGAUUUUGCAUCUGCUGGUUGGUCUAGCACGACUCUUUCGUGCUCCCGUUAGAUUGCCAGAAAGAGUUGCCGUUCAAGUAGUUGUAGUACGUAAAAAGGACGGUCAGUUGAUACAUAGAACAGUGAGAGAGGAACUAACGACAACGUACGACGAUUUGGGUAUGCGUUGCGAGCGUGAUGCAUUCGAUACUCUUUUCGAUCACGCACCCGACAAAUUGGCCGUUGUAAAAAAAUCACUGGUAACAUUUGUUAACAAGCAUUUAAGCAAAGUACAUUUGGAACUAACUGAUUUGGAUACUCAAUUCCACGAUGGUGUUUUCUUAAUUCUGCUGCUCGGUCUCUUGGAGGGUUUCUUUGUUCCAUUAGGCAGCUUUCAUUUGACACCAAGAACCAUUGAUCAAAAAGUUCAUAACGUUUCAUUUGCAUUUGAUAUUAUGCGAGAUAUUGGGCUACCAAAACCAAAAGCUCGCCCCGAAGAUAUCGUAAAUCUGGAUCUGAAAUCUACGCUUCGCGUGUUAUAUAAUCUCUUUACGAAAUAUAAGGGGAUGAAUUAAUCAAAUUGAUGUAUUCAAUCGAUUAGCUUUAUGCGCAAAUGUUGUAUUACUAAAGUUGAUAGUCUAAUUAUUCUAACGAUCGCGAAGGGAUUCUUGUUAAACUGCCAUUGAAGAGCCAUUUAUAAAAAUAAAUUUAAUGUUUGAUCUGAGUUUUUCAGCUGUACUUUUCACAUUUUAUUAAGUGUUUUAGUUUUAGGUUUUUUUUUCUUUUAAACUAAUACAAGUAGUCGAUCUGACAAAUGAAAAUGUAGAAAGAGACGUAGAAAUGUAUAGCUAAAACAGAAGAUUUUACGCAUAUAUGCGCGCGCGCGCAAUAAACUGUAUAACGUGCCCUUUUACAUUCGUAUAAAGUUAAUAUAUU
Molecule: messenger RNA, 1500 nt
Organism: Mycetomoellerius zeteki
Lineage: Eukaryota; Metazoa; Arthropoda; Insecta; Hymenoptera; Formicidae
Gene: parvin
Product: beta-parvin
Exons: 5
Coding region: 39-1139 (366 amino acids)
Biological process (GO): actin cytoskeleton organization; establishment or maintenance of cell polarity regulating cell shape; substrate adhesion-dependent cell spreading
Cellular component (GO): cytoplasm; actin cytoskeleton; focal adhesion
Molecular function (GO): actin binding
Source: RefSeq, a predicted model, not a curated record